This is a messenger RNA of Rhea pennata, 2902 nucleotides long. It is a transcript of the gene ATL2, whose product is annotated as atlastin GTPase 2. Bases 13 to 1734 code for a protein of 573 amino acids. Lineage: Eukaryota; Metazoa; Chordata; Aves; Rheiformes; Rheidae. Gene Ontology annotation, molecular function: GTPase activity; GTP binding. The record is from RefSeq and is a predicted model, not a curated record. The transcript has 13 exons. Gene Ontology annotation, biological process: endoplasmic reticulum organization; protein homooligomerization.
AACCCGGACAAGAUGGCGGAAGGGGACGCGGCGCGGCGCGGGCAGCGCGCGGGGCCGGCCCGCCAACGGCCCGACCCGGCAGGUAAGCAUUAUGAGGAGGAAGAGGAGGAGGAUGCCUUGCCAGACUCGGACGACGAGGUGGAGUUGGAUAAUCCUCGCCCCAUACAGAUUGUUCUUGCUCAUGAAGAUGACCAUAACUUUGAACUAGAUGAAGAAGCAUUGGAAAAAAUCUUGCUUCAGGAACACAUCAAAGAUCUUAACAUAGUAGUUGUGUCUGUAGCAGGAGCUUUUCGCAAAGGAAAAUCUUUUCUACUGGACUUCAUGCUUAGAUAUAUGUAUAACAGGACUUCUCCUUGCUGGAUAGGUGGAAAUACGGAGCCAUUGACUGGGUUUACAUGGAGAGGUGGAUGCGAACGGGAAACCACUGGCAUUCAAAUUUGGAGUGAAGUGUUUGUAAUUGACAAACCAAAUGGGACAAAGGUUGCUGUACUACUCAUGGAUACCCAAGGUGCCUUUGAUAGCCAAUCCACUAUCAAAGACUGUGCAACGGUUUUUGCUCUGAGCACCAUGACGAGUUCUGUCCAGGUAUACAACUUAUCCCAGAAUAUUCAGGAAGAUGAUCUUCAACACCUGCAGUUGUUUACAGAAUAUGGAAGACUAGCUAUGGAAGAAAUUUAUCAAAAGCCGUUUCAGACAUUAAUGUUCUUAAUUAGAGACUGGAGUUACCCUUAUGAACAUGCAUAUGGUUUGGAAGGAGGAAAAAAAUUCCUGGAGAAAAGACUGCAGGUAAAGCAAAACCAGCAUGAAGAGCUACAGAAUGUAAGGAAGCAUAUUCACUCCUGUUUCAGUAACCUUGGCUGUUUCCUGUUGCCACACCCUGGUCUCAAAGUUGCAACAAAUCCAAACUUUGAUGGGAGGUUGAAUGAUAUUGAUGAGGAUUUUAAGAAAGAGCUACGAAAUCUGGUGCCAUUACUGCUUGCCCCUGAAAACUUGGUAGAAAAAGAGAUUAGCGGAUCCAAGGUGACCUGUAGAGAUCUUGUAGAAUACUUCAAGGCUUAUAUUAAAAUCUAUCAAGGAGAGGAGCUACCUCAUCCGAAAUCUAUGCUCCAGGCAACAGCUGAAGCAAACAAUCUUGCUGCUGUGGCAGGAGCAAAAGACUUGUAUAGUAAAGGCAUGGAGCAGGUUUGUGGAGGAGAUAAGCCUUACAUUGCCCCAUCGGACCUUGAGCGGAAGCACCAGGAUUUCAGAGAGUCAGCUGUCCGGCAGUUCCGCUCAGUGAAGAAGAUGGGAGGGGAAGAGUUCUGUCGUCGCUACCAGGACCAGCUUGAGGUGGAAAUCGAUGAGAUCUAUGCAAACUUUGUGAAGCACAACGAUGGCAAAAACAUCUUUUAUGCUGCUCGUACCCCUGCCACUCUAUUUGCAGUCAUGUUUGCCAUGUAUAUAACCUCAGGACUGACUGGGUUCCUUGGUAUGAACUCCAUAGCUACCCUGUGUAAUCUCAUAAUGGGGAUGGCUCUAAUAUCCCUUUGUACUUGGGCAUACGUUAAGUACUCUGGGGAAUUCAGAGAAGUUGGAACAGCCAUUGAUCAAAUUGCUGAAGCUAUAUGGGAACAGGUGUUGAAGCCCAUGAGUGAUAAUCUGAUGGAGGAUCAUAUGAGGCAGUCUGUAAAAAACUCUAUCAAAGCAGGCCUGACCGAGCAGGUAUCUCAGCAUGCCAGACUAAAGACAGACUGACAGUUCAUCUCCUCUUCAACUCUGCCCUCUCAUCUUAGACAUGCUUGCUGUACCAUGAGAACUCAAUAAUAAAAAAAAUAAAUAAACCAAAGUUUACAAUCAACUGUAGAAGUAGUUUAGUGUGACUGGCUUUGCAGAUCACUGCCAUCACCUGGGAAGAGUAAGUUUGUCAGUGCUCUGCUUCUGAGACAAACUGGUGCUGUGGAGACUGUGGGGUGGGGAGGGAAGGGUGCGUACUUUAAAUACAGUCCUGGUGAGCAGUGCACAGAUGCAUUUGGGGUGUGGGAGGACGGCUCUUCCUCCUGGCUCUGACUUGAUGCAGCCUCUGGCUUACAAAUGGGAAUCUGUCCUCUGCAGGAGGUAUUUCAGGGAAGUAGUGGUCAGACCUAUAGCUGGUGCCCUCUAUCCGAAUGUACCUAGCUCUGCAAUAUCCCCUUGCCUCAUCUAACUCGGGAGCAUUUGUGCGUAAGUGUACCAAGCCUGUGAAGCCAUUAGAGCCACUACAUUACAAUAUGUAUCUUGCUUUACUGCCUUUUAUACCAGUGUUACACAAAUGCAUGUAUUGGUUCCUCACACCGCCGAUGGCAGAACUAACUGUUGUAAGGGAGGCCGUGGGUCAGAGCAUAUGUUGUCUUGCCUUGAACGCGCAGAUCUGGUCCCAAGGGAGAUGCAUAUCGGAACUGAGCUGUCUUUUUCUGCAGUUUAGCCUUCGUGUAUAUAAUAUUGCCAUUAAUUCUAUUGGGGAAGAAAUUCCAUCCAAAAAUGUUGCCUACAGCUACCAAGCAAUGAGUUAGGAUUGUCUGUACAGUGUGUUUAGUUUUUAUUUUUUAAGAAAUCACAGAUAGGGCAUGUAUAUGAACUAUAAAUAUAUAAAUACAAUUUUGUAUCAAAGUUUUGUAGUUUAUGGCAAAACCUGGUUCUGUGGUAGCUAAGUGCAGUCCCUGUAAAGGAAUGUUUGUGGCUCAUGUAAAUGUGUGAAUGCAUCAACGAUUUGAACUUUUUGAUAUAUUUGUGAUAUUUACCUGCCUUGAGCACUGCAAUCUCUCACCCCCUUGGGAAAAUCAGUGGGAAUGUUUGUUGUGAAACUCUUGUCCUCUGUUGCAUUUUAAAGUUAUUUCCUGUAAUUUAUUUUCAGUACAUGAUUAAAAUCAGUUGUGUAUAUAUGAAA